Molecule: messenger RNA, 1029 nt
Organism: Malassezia globosa CBS 7966
Lineage: Eukaryota; Fungi; Basidiomycota; Malasseziomycetes; Malasseziales; Malasseziaceae
Exons: 1
Coding region: 1-1029 (342 amino acids)
Biological process (GO): cytoplasmic translation
Cellular component (GO): cytosol
Molecular function (GO): metal ion binding; mRNA binding
Source: RefSeq, a predicted model, not a curated record
AUGCCUCCUAAGAAGAAAGGUGGUGGCGGCAAUAGCGGCGGAGCGCCGAAAGUGACGGUCGACAAGACCUUUGGUAUGAAGAAUAAGAAGGGUGCCAAGGCACAGCAACAAAUCAAAGUUAUCCAGCAGCAGCAAAGCCAGACCGGCAAGUCGCGUGAAGCACUAGCGAAAGAGAAGCGACGCGAAGAGGAAAAACGCGUGAAAGCCGAGGCCGAGAAGCGCAUGAAAGUCGAAGGUCCGCCGAUUGUGCAGCCACAUGUCCCAUUCGGCGUUGAUCCAAAGAGCUUGACCUGUGCAUUCUGGAAAGCGGGCCGUUGUGACAAAGGAUCGCGGUGCAAGUUCUCGCACUCAAGUGAUGCGCAGCGCAAAACCCAAAAGAAAGACUUGUACACUGACACGCGAGACCAAAAGGAUGACGACGAUAAGAAGAACGAUACCAUGGAUAAGUGGGAUCAAGAUCGUCUGAACAAGGUCAUAAACAUGAAGCACGGUAACCCCCGCACAACCACGGACAAAGUGUGCAAAUACUUUUUGCAGGCUGUCGAAGACGGCAAGUAUGGAUGGUUUUGGGAGUGCCCGAAUGGAGGCGAAAAGUGCAUGUAUCGACAUGCCCUGCCGCCAGGCUUUGUACUGAAGUCUGAGCGCAAAGAGCGUGAGGCUCUUGAAAAGGCCAAUGAAAUCUCGCUAGAGGAAUUCUUGGAAAGUGCACGGCACAAGCUUGGAUCCAACCUGACGCCUGUGACGCCAGAAUCGUUUGCCAAAUGGAAGAAGGAGCGCCUGGACAAGAAGGCAGCUGAGGAAGAAGCGAUGCGUCUCAAGAAGGCCACGCAAGCACAGGCCAACAAGAUGGCUGGUCUAAGCGGUCGUGAGAUGUUUGCUCUUAACCCUGAGAUGUUCGCUGAUGAGGAUGAUGACGAUGACGAUGGCGCUUUGGACAUGACGACGUAUAUGCCCGCUGGCUGGGAGCAAGGUCGGCAGGAAGAUGAUGUUCCGUCAGAAGGAGUGGCAAACCUCCGAGUCCAAGACUAA